This is a messenger RNA of Brassica rapa (field mustard), 1606 nucleotides long. RefSeq names its product histone deacetylase 6. Gene Ontology annotation, molecular function: histone deacetylase activity. Gene Ontology annotation, cellular component: nucleus. NCBI's taxonomy places the organism in Eukaryota, Viridiplantae, Streptophyta, Magnoliopsida, Brassicales, Brassicaceae. Gene Ontology annotation, biological process: epigenetic regulation of gene expression. The record is from RefSeq and is a predicted model, not a curated record.
AUGGAGACAGACGAGAGCGGCGUAUCAUUGCCGUCAGGUCCCGACGGACGCAAGCGUCGAGUCAGCUACUUCUACGAGCCGACGAUCGGCGACUACUACUACGGCCAAGGACACCCGAUGAAGCCUCACCGGAUCCGUAUGGCUCACAGCCUCAUCGUACACUACAACCUCCACCGUCGCCUCGAGAUCAGCCGCCCUAACCUCGCCGACGCCUCCGACAUCGGCCAGUUCCAUUCCCCGGACUACGUCGAUUUCCUCCGCUCCGUCUCGCCGGAGUCCAUGGGCGAUCACUCCGCCGCGCGGAACCUGAGGCGAUUCAACGUCGGCGAGGAUUGUCCCGUCUUCGACGGGCUUUUCGACUUCUGCCGCGCUUCCGCCGGAGGUUCGAUUGGCGCUGCGGUUAAGUUGAACCGGCAGGAUGCGGAUAUUGCGAUUAAUUGGGGCGGUGGGCUUCACCAUGCGAAGAAGAGUGAAGCCUCUGGGUUUUGCUAUGUGAACGACAUCGUUUUGGGGAUUCUCGAGUUGCUUAAGAUGUUUAGGCGAGUUCUCUACGUUGAUAUCGAUGUGCACCAUGGAGAUGGAGUAGAAGAAGCGUUUUACACCACCGACAGAGUUAUGACAGUUUCUUUUCACAAGUUCGGAGACUUUUUCCCAGGAACUGGUCACAUCAGAGACAUUGGCGCUGAGAAAGGGAAAUACUACGCUCUAAAUGUUCCAUUAAACGAUGGUAUGGACGAUGAGAGUUUCCGCAGCAUGUUUAGACCUCUUAUCCAGAAGGUUAUGGAUGUGUAUCAGCCAGAGGCAGUCGUUCUUCAGUGCGGGGCUGACUCGUUAAGCGGUGAUCGUUUGGGUUGCUUUAACUUAUCAGUCAAGGGUCAUGCUGAUUGCCUCCGGUUCUUGAGAUCUUUCAACGUUCCUCUCAUGGUCUUGGGUGGUGGAGGGUAUACUAUACGAAAUGUUGCCCGUUGCUGGUGUUAUGAGACUGCAGUUGCGGUUGGAGUAGAGCCGGACAAUAAGCUCCCGUACAAUGAGUACUUUGAGUAUUUCGGUCCAGACUAUACGCUUCACGUCGAUCCAGGCCCAAUGGAGAAUUUGAACACACCAAAAGAUAUGGAGAAGAUAAGGAACACAUUGCUAGAGCAACUUUCGGGACUAAUACACGCACCUAGCGUGCAGUUUCAGCACACACCUCCAGUGAAUAGAGUUUUGGAUGAGCCGGAAGAAGACUUGGAGGAAAGACCAAAGCCUCGGAUUUGGAGUGGAACUGCGAAUUAUGAAUCAGACAGUGACGAUGAUGAGAAAUCACCACCCCUUGUUGGUUACUCGGGUAUUAAUGACCCACCUAUGGACAGGGACUCUACUGGUGAAGAUGAUAUGGAAGAUGAGCCUGAAGUGAAUCCACCAUCCUCUUAAAACUACAUCUUGGUGUCCUUUGCAUAUUCUAGAACAGUGAUAUAAUUUUUUUUUUUUAUUCUCGGACAAAGCCAUUACUGUUUUGUCCGAAAGUUUGAAACUGUCCUGUCAUAAAAAAAAACUUGAUAAUAUUAAUUACACAUUGUUGAGAGAAGCCAUGGCUAAGGAGCUUGUCUCUCUCCAUUUUCUCCCA